CUGAACAAGGAAGAGCUAUCAAGAGACUCCUGAGCUGGGAUAUUGUCCACCAUAAGCUGCCCUGGAGUGUGGUUCUCCUGUUGGGAGGAGGUUUUGCGCUGGCUAAGGGCUGUGAGGUUUCUGGUCUUUCCAGAUGGCUGGGGAAUCAGUUACUCCCCCUGAAGACCAUUCCCCAAUGGGCCAUCGUGAUUAUCUUGUGUACGGUAGUUGCUACCUUCACAGAAUGCACAAGCAACGUAGCUACAGCCACGCUCUUCCUCCCUAUCCUGGCUUCAAUGGCUACUACGAUCCGUAUGAAUCCUCUAUACGUGAUGGUUCCGACCACUUUAAGCAUUUCUUUUGCCUUCAUGUUGCCUGUUGCUACUCCCCCCAAUGCCAUCGUGUUCUCCUAUGGCCACCUCAAGGUGUUGGAUAUGGUCAAGGCUGGAUUCAUGCUAAACAUCAUCGGAGUGGCCAGUGUUACUGUGGCCAUCAACACCUGGGGACGAGCCAUGUUUGAUCUCGAUACCUACCCUGACUGGGCUAAUGUCACCCACAGCGAGUGAGACUGGGAGCAUGUAUAUUCCAUCAUGUGGGAAUGGGGAGGGGGAUUGAAGCGGGAAUGGGAAGGGCUGAGGAUUGGAAGCUGUGAAUUACACGCACUGAAUUCGAGAGGAAUGUGACUGGACUAAGUGUGAUUUCUUUACUGAAUGGAAAUAUAAGUCUGUUGAUUGAAAGACUGAAUUAUCUCCAAUAGCUGGAGCCUGUAGUUGGGUUCUUCAUUUUCAAAUUCCUCUAUAGCCUUGCUCCUCCCUCCCUCUGUAACCUUGUCUAACCCCAUAAACCCUCCAAGAUCUCUACACCCUACACUUAUUGGCCUCUCGUUCAUCACUGAUUUUACUGACUCCAUUCUCUGUGGCCAUGCCAUCGACUGCCUGGGCUCUAAGCUUAGAAAUAAUCCUCCCUCAGCCUCUCUGCCUUUCUGUCUCAUUCCACUACACCCACCCCACCCCCAGCCCACUGCAAACGUGUCUCUACGACCAAUCUA
Messenger RNA from Rhincodon typus (whale shark), 1027 nucleotides. RefSeq names its product solute carrier family 13 member 5-like. Gene Ontology annotation, biological process: monoatomic anion transmembrane transport. The record is from RefSeq and is a predicted model, not a curated record. Gene Ontology annotation, cellular component: membrane. The annotation marks the transcript as partial. Gene Ontology annotation, molecular function: transmembrane transporter activity. The transcript has 4 exons. NCBI's taxonomy places the organism in Eukaryota, Metazoa, Chordata, Chondrichthyes, Orectolobiformes, Rhincodontidae.